AUGCCCCACUCGGUCCGGCACUGGCCGGGUGGCAUCCCCAGCUGCAUCAAGCGACAUCCGGUGGAGGAUUUGUCAAUCGAGGAGCUGAAGGAGGAAGUCAAAGGGUGGCUCUUAUUUGUCAAGGAAACAUGGGUGGCCCGUCCAGACAGCAUGGAAGACGACGACGAGUAUGAAUUAGAUCAACGCCGGGCGCUGGUGGAACAAUGGGCGUCUGCCAGCCAGGGGUUCCGCGAUUCGUUCCACGCCCGGGCCAAUUUCGAAGAUCUCCGCUAUCCAGCCGAAGCAAUGGAGCGCAUAGAGGAGACCAUCCAGCAGUAUAAUCCCCAGGGGCUCAUCUGUCUCGUACCAAUUGAUAAAGGUCGGCCUGUGGAUUACGCGCGCUUCAUUAAAUUUGCGAUCCUGCUCUACCGCUAUGAUCCUGAGACCGGACACUGUCUGGGAGAUUCUUACAUGCCAGAGGCUGCUGUAUUGAACCCCGUUUCGGACAUGACCAACAGAUUUGAGGACUUCCUUCGCUGGUCUGAUCUUGAGACGGCUGAUUUCCGGUCGAUAUACUUGACCCGCUCGGGAAGUGUCGUCUACAAUGGCUUUCUAGGACCGUAUCUACUGCUUGAUGAAGAAGGGCUAAGGACAGGCCGUCUUUCACUCGUGCAGUUCAAGCAAAAUGGAGCUGUCGAAGAUCUGGUGGAAAUCCGCCCAUUCAAUAUGUUUUGGCCGUACCUAGACCUCACCGUUCACAUCAAAGGAUUGGAGGAGAUAAGGCAUUGUGACGGAGGGCGUAGGCAUCAAAAUACACCCAUCAACAUGGACCUACCCAUCCUCGAUAUCGUGUGUCAUGCAUCGGAGGCGAACCAACUCCCCUCCGACAUCUCCCUCUCCACCCGCGAGCAAUGGGCCGAAGACAUCGAGCUCUACGCACCGGGGUACCUAGCACUCGAAGAAGCCGGACGCGGAGCAGAGUACGACUUUUCUCGAUUUUCAGUACCGCGCGAUAUUGCAGGCGUACAAAAGCGCGUUUGGGAGAAGUUGAAGGCAGGCGACGUACCGCGGUUUCAGUAUCUGCCUAAUGUCCCGCCAGAGCAGCGGCCGCCACAGCUUCAGCUGCAGACUCAAGCCCAGACGGGUCCUCGUCCAAUGGACUUCCAGGGGAUGCUUGCGGCAUUGGCUCGUCAGCAUGCUGAUCGCCAGAGUGAGUAA
Molecule: messenger RNA, 1197 nt
Organism: Aspergillus mulundensis
Lineage: Eukaryota; Fungi; Ascomycota; Eurotiomycetes; Eurotiales; Aspergillaceae
Exons: 4
Coding region: 1-1197 (398 amino acids)
Source: RefSeq, a predicted model, not a curated record